Molecule: messenger RNA, 2662 nt
Organism: Anolis carolinensis (green anole)
Lineage: Eukaryota; Metazoa; Chordata; Lepidosauria; Squamata; Anolidae
Gene: dnttip2
Product: deoxynucleotidyltransferase terminal interacting protein 2
Exons: 8
Coding region: 168-2627 (819 amino acids)
Biological process (GO): RNA processing
Cellular component (GO): nucleolus
Molecular function (GO): RNA binding
Source: RefSeq, a predicted model, not a curated record
CACACAUGACACAAGGGUCUACGCCAGUCAUUGCAUCCAUAGAAACAGCCCAGGAGGAGCUUAUGCAACAUGAUUGUGCUCUCUUUCCUCCCACUAAAGUCUUGUCAUGAUGUGGACUUCACCUUGAAGCCUCAGCAUUGAACGGUUGUGUUGUUAAGGUGCGAAGUAUGGAACCCUGCGCAGACCGUCGGUCAAUGCAACUUAAGCAACGUGCAGUCACUGAAUUCUUGACAGCAGAAGGUGUCACCCCAAAGGAGAUUCAUCAGAGAAUGCAAGCUGUUUAUGGUGAUUGUGUUGAUAAGACCUCAAGGGAAGACAGUGCAUCUUUGAGGACAACGAGGAGCAGAAGUAGAAUGAAUUCCUUCACAAAUGACAAUUCUGAGAAAACAAAAUCAUUGGAAAUGAAACUGGAUUUGGAAGGACCUCCGAAGGAGGAAACAGCUCAAAAUAAGAGCAAAGCAGUCACCGUAGUUGCUGAAUUUCAUGGGGAUGGAGAUAUUUCUGAAGCAGAAUCGAACUGUUCUUCCGUGUCAAGUGCUCAGGCGCCGUUUGUCAGAGUAACAAGGAGGAGGCAAAUUGUAAUUCCCUCUCAGUCAGAACUGCCAGCUAAAAACAGGCAAAGCAAGAAAGCUCUUCAAGGUGAAGGAAGUAGAUGUCAAAAUGAUGAUGAUGUUGGUGUAUCUGAAUCAGAAUCAUGUUCUUCCGCUGUUUCAGUAGAAAGGCGUCAACCUGUUGCAAGAAUGACUAGAAGCAGCCGUCUAGCCAAGGCUCAUGUUUCACCAGUAUGUGAAGCCCAAAAGGAAGAGGUUUCAGAUGCAGAAUCAUGGUGCUCAGGGCUUUCUGGAGAACCAGUUGUUCAUCUUAAACGGAUAACAAGGAGCAUGCAACCGAGAGUGCAAAUUGAAACACCACUGAAAAUUGAAAGAAAAAGGGAAGAUGUAGUGGCAGAAGGGAAAGUGCCUGAGCAUGUGAUGACAUCCCAGGCAGUAGUAAUGUCUGAUGAAGAACAGUCAACAAAAUCUGAUUCAGAACCAGACCAAGCGCCUCUCUCAUCUCAUCAAAUAAAGGAGCAACCCAGCCCCUCGAAAGCAAAGUACAGUUCUGCAACUGUUGACAACAGUGAUCGGAAAGAGUUGGUCUCAAGCAGCCCUAAAAAAGUGGCAAGCAAAUACAUUAAUGAGUUAUCUAAAAAAGAACAACCAAUCGAUAACAGUUAUGAAUUUGUGCGCAGUGCAGAGGUAAAAGUAAGCCGGAAACGAGAUAGAAGGAAAACAGAUACAAAACAAGUGUCUGAUGAUAUAUAUGAAAUAGCAGAAAGCCCAGAGGAAGUGUGUGAUCAAAUCUUAGAAAAAUUAGAUAUGGCAACUGAAAUCAAGUCUCCUAUAAAAUAUCAAGAAAUGUUGUCAAGUGGCCACAGAAACUCUGGUCAGUUUGAUAUGUCCCCAAGAUGGGCAUCCUCAAGAAAAAAUGAAAGCAAUGCCGAAUCUCCAAAGUUGGACACCAGGAGAAUUACCCAGAACUCUUUGCUUCAGGAAGAAGAAAUCAUAGAAAUAGACGAGCCAUGUAAAGUAGAUAGCUUGGAAAAAGGUAGUAUCUCACCACACACUAUUGAAAGCAGUGAUGAUGACUGUAGGAUUUCAGUCAUGAAUAUAGACAGUGACACAAGUCCAGAGGAGUCAGUGGCUGACUCCUCUUCAGGUGUAAACAAAACAAUGGAUCCUGAAAAUGCAUUCACUGUGUCGCUUCUUACAAGUGAUGAGAGUGAUGACUCUGAAAACAGUGAUUUAGAAGAAAUGGCUAAAGAGGAAACUACUUCUGAUAAUCAAAACACAUUGGACAGAUAUCACAGUGAAGGACUUUUUGUCAUUGAUAAAACUCCUGGGCUGGACUCCAGCAAGCCAUACUAUUUGGAAGAGAAGGAUGCGGUAGAUGAUGAACGGAGCAAGGAAUCAUCCGAAUUUGAAGACAGCGAGGAGGAGGAGUCUAUUGACAAGAAUAAGAAUCAAUUAAAUGUGAACAAUAAGUUUUUAUCGUUAUCAAGCAGAAUUGAUCCCGGCCUGGACAUCAAACAGCUUGGGGGUUUAUAUAUUAGUUUUGAUGCAGGAAAAAAGAAAUCUGGUUCUCACAGAGUCGUGCCACUAAAGGAGAAAAAGAAAGAUGAGCUUUUGCAGAAGAGUAUCAUAACUCCAGGUUUUGAAAAAAAAGAAUGUAUUCCACCUUUAAAGGAAUCUCUUCAUCAGCUAAAGAAGCAGCGUAGGGCAGAGAGAGCAAAAACAACAGGCAGUGGCUGGUUUGGUAUGAAAGCUCCAGAAAUGACUGAAGAAUUAAAAAAUGACCUUAAUGCUCUGAAGAUGAGGAAAGCCAUAGAUCCUAAACGAUUUUAUAAAAAGAAUGAUAGAGAAGGACCCCCCAAAUACUUUCAGGUGGGCACUGUGGUGGAUUCUCCAGUAGACUUCUAUCAUGCCCGAAUUCCAAAGAAAGAGAGGAAGAAGACCAUUGUAGAAGAACUUCUAGCAGAUUCUGAGUUUAGAAGGUACAAUAAAAGGAAGUACCAAGACAUCAUUGCUGAAAAGGCAGCCCUUGCAGCAGGCAAGAAACACCGAAAGAAGAAGAAAUUUCACAAAUAACUUCUGAACAAUAAUAAAUGAAUUUUCAACGUUAA